Messenger RNA from Momordica charantia (bitter melon), 634 nucleotides. RefSeq names its product photosystem II subunit R (gene PSBR). Gene Ontology annotation, cellular component: photosystem II; thylakoid membrane; photosystem II oxygen evolving complex. NCBI's taxonomy places the organism in Eukaryota, Viridiplantae, Streptophyta, Magnoliopsida, Cucurbitales, Cucurbitaceae. The record is from RefSeq and is a predicted model, not a curated record. Gene Ontology annotation, biological process: photosynthesis.
GCUUGCGCCAUUGCAGAUUUCCCAGCAGAAGCAGCAGAAGAAGAAGAAGAAGAAAAAGCUCGUUGAUCGGAAAUGGCGGCGUCGGUGAUGACCUCCGUGAGUCUCAAACCAGCUCCCUUCACCGUCGAGAAAUCGGCAAAAGGUCUUCCGUCUCUCGCCAGGACUUCCGCCUCCUUCAAAGUCGAGGCCAGCGGCGGGAAGAAGAUCAAGACCGACAAACCCUACGGAAUCAAUGGUUCGAUGAAUUUGAGGGACGGACUUGAUGCAUCGGGAAGGAAGGGCAAGGGCAAGGGAGUCUACCAGUUUGUCGACAAGUAUGGGGCCAAUGUCGAUGGCUACAGUCCCAUCUACGAUACCAAGGACUGGUCUCCGAGUGGUGAUGUCUAUGUUGGUGGUACCACUGGAUUAGCCAUUUGGGCAGUGACCUUGGCUGGGCUCCUUGCUGGAGGUGCUCUUCUUGUGUACAACACCAGUGCUUUGGUCCAGUAAGAUUUGUUGGAAUUUGGAAGUCUGUUUUUUUUUUUUUCAGAGUAUAGCUUGUAGCAUGUUAUCAUGAACCAACAAUAUUAAGAAAUUUGUGUAAUUAUCUGGACUAUUUUGUCAUAAGUGCUUUCUCUUCUUCUUGUUCUUUUCA